Molecule: messenger RNA, 4071 nt
Organism: Phascolarctos cinereus (koala)
Lineage: Eukaryota; Metazoa; Chordata; Mammalia; Diprotodontia; Phascolarctidae
Gene: TMEM273
Product: transmembrane protein 273
Source: RefSeq, a predicted model, not a curated record
UGCAUUAGCUAAGUUGCUGUGGGUGAGCCGUCCAGCCCAGCUGGGCAGCCGGGAUGGCCUUUGGUUCUAGGAUCCUGAAGAUUCUUCUUUUCUUAAAUUUUGGUGGAGUUCAGGUGUUGGCAACAGGAAAAUCGACUGGUGUGGAAAUAGAUAUCAAAUACGCCGUCAUUGGAACUAUACUGGGAAUUAUUAUCUCUGUUGGUUUUCUAGCACUGAAGAUCUGUAUGAUCAGAAAACAUAUGUUUGACAAUGAUUCCUCAGAUGCAACCAGCCGAAGAAAGAGCAACGUAAGAUCCAACUUGAAUUCUUCUGACAGAGAUGGUCAAGUGAUUAAACUCUAACCAGCAGCUGUUUUCUGAUGGUGUGUGAUUGGCUUGGACAAGACAUGCUACUACUGUUCCCAUGGUGCCUGUGAAUCAGUUCAGAAGUUUACCGUUCAAGGCUGUUAAUUCACCAGGGAUCUAAGACAACAUGUUUACUGACAAAGACAAAUGAGUAGAGGAAGAGAUUUCUAAGUGCAUUUGCUCUUUACCAAAAAAAAAAAAUUAUAAUAAAGAGGAAGUACUUUCCUUCCUGGAGGAGGAGGAGGAUGGCUCAUUGUUAGUAGGGUGAGAGGUUGAGUUGUUCUGUUAUUCAUAGGGAUGGAUUUGCACUGACCUGUGCACAAAAUAUUCCACAGUUUCUUUUAUAACCAACAGCUUGCAUUUGCAAGAUGGAUCAUGGGACUAUGGUCUAUUGCUAUUACCAACUCACUCAAGUAUCAAGUCUGCAAGCUUGGCCUCAUCAGCACUAUGGCAUCCCCAUCUGCCUCAUCAACGACCUUCCUCGUUACUGCAGCCUUCAGGACACUGUACAUAUAUCUCAUAGAACCCCAGGAUGAUUGGCCUCGCACAGCAAGGGACUUCUGAGGCCAUGUAGUCUAACCUCCUCAAUUUACAGAUGAGGAAACUGAGGCCCAGAGAAGUUAAUGGACUUCCCUAAGUUCACACAGGUUGUAUUAGUGAUGGGGUUUGAAUCCAGGUCCACUGAAUCCAGAGUUAUUACUCUUUUUAUUGUACAGCAUCUUUGGCUUCUCCCAAUGAUGUUGUACUUGUCACAAAAUCCCAGAGAUAUAAGUAGAGUGAGAUACACUGGGACUUUGCCUCAGGGAAAUAUAUUUAGAGGCACUGCUGUACCCUGCAGUCCUUCAGCCUUAUUGACACGACAGAGCUUAGCACUUAAGCUAGUAAGAUUAAUUAUCUUAACUAUCAGAAGUGAGAGAGAGAAGGGUGGAGUAAGCUUCUUCUCUGUCUAGUUCCUGUCCCCACUCCCUCAUGCGUCUACUACAGCCUUGACUUCAGAGUUUCCAUCACUCUUCUUUUUCCCAUUCAUCUGAAGCCUUGCUUCACAAAACUCAUCCAAGGAAUAGUUUGUGGAAUGUGUCCUCACUUCAAAUACUCCUAAUUCCAGCCUUGAUCCAGCCUCCUGGAUACCUGUAUAAUAUGUCUGCGUUUCAGGCACGUUCAGAGUUCUUAACUCUGAAGAACAUGGAGCCUGAGACAGAAUGGAAAGUAGUUGGCAUUGAACUUAAAAGCUUUAUUAUUUUAAGGAAAAAAAAGAGAGAAAUAGAGAAAGAUGGCCAGGACCUUAGAAGAGGGGUAAACUUUUAGCCAAAAAGUAUUGAGUAAAUAAAUGGAAGGGGAAUGUAGUAUGCCAGAAUUAGAAUUGAAGAGGACACAAUAAAUUAAUUAGUCCAACCUGCUCAUUGUACAGAUGAGGAAAGUGGGCCCAAGAGAGGAGAAAUGAUUUGCCCAUGGUGACACAGGAGAAUCAUAGAAUUGUAGAUAGAGAUGGAAUGGACUUUAGAGGCAAUCUAGUCCAGCAGCAAGGCCAGGACUCAGACCCAGGUCUACAGACUCCAAAUCCAAUAUCCUUUCCACCACCCUGUGACCUGGCAAUGAUAGGAUAAGGAUAUCAUGAGAAUCUUUUUAAUCUUAUUUCAAAAAUGACAGAAGACACCGUAUCAGAAUGCAUGGGCUUGUUUCAGGUGUGGCAUGUGGGGGUGGGAAGAGCUUGAAGAACCAGUCCAAAUCAAAGGUUAUUGACCAUUUGCCCAUGGUCUUCUCAUCGCAAAAUAUCUCAUGCCAGGCUUUCUUUUCUCUUCUCAUUACAUUAAACCCUGGUGUUUUCAGAACAACCUACAAAUCUUUUGUAAAAGCAAUGCUUGCUAUACCAGCCUGAGAAAUCGGGAGAUGUUAGCACCGAUGAAGCUGUCCUCCAUGGGGCGUUCCUGCCUGUCUGAGUCUAUGUUCUCCUCAUGCAGGAUGAAAGAUGAGCUGUAUUUGAAAGCAAAGUGUUGUAUGAUAAUAAUUCGUAGGGAUUCCCAGGGUGUCUUUUAUCUGACUUGAUAACGACGUAGUUAGGCAGCAGCCUUUGUUAACGCAUCACCUAAAGCGGUAAUGUGAUACUUAUAAGUAAUUUUCUCUGUGUAAGAUAGAAUAAACUAUCUUGUAAGAUAUCUGUUAAUUGAUUUGCUUCCUAUAGCAGCAUUUUAAUUAAGAUCUCUGGUUUGUGAGCAAGAGACACACACUUAUGAAGGAGGUCACAUGUUUACUUAUUCUUAGAAAAUGGAUUUAAAAAAAAAUCUAUACACAUCAGAAACUGUCAAGUAGCUUAGUUUCAGCAUAGGCCAAGAGAAAAAUUCCCCAGGCUCCAUUUAUCCAAAGACUUUGUUCUCAGUGGGGAAGGGCAAAGGACUUUCCUCUCUUAUGUAGUUUUUCCUUUUGGAGUUGAGAUAGGAGAAUGAUGUUUCAAAAGAUGACACAGUCAAGUGGAAGCUAAAUCAGUGAAUGUGGACUGUGUAAAAAAAUUUUUUUGAACUGAAUUUGUGAUUUUAUUGGUACAAAAACCUCCCAAACAGGAACUCUCUGCUGAUCCAGAUUUGGUAUUUAAUCUGCUGCCUUUUGUCUUAAAAAUUACCUAGAGGUGGUACAUUGACUGGAGUCACACAGCUAAAAUAUAUCAGAGGCUUGGACAUGAACCCAGGACUUUCUGGCUCCAGACCAGCGUUCUAUCCACCGUGCUUCCUUUUCAGUACCCUCUGGUAUGGCUUACAGGGUUUCCUCUAUAACUACUUCCAAGCCUAGAACUUGAAGUCCUCUCCUGCUGAAUGGCUUACUUUCCAGUUAAAUGCAAAAUGUCCCAAAAGUCUUAGUGCAGUUUUAAGUUUUAAAGACAAUCCCAGCCAUCUUUCUCUUGUCUCUCUUGCUCAACACAAAGAGGGGCUGCAGAAGUCUGGCAGAAGAGGUGGAAGAUUCAGUUUUAAAGAAGCUUAAAAUCACACAAAGAUAUUUAGUGUAUAGGCCCAAGGAGUGCGGCUAAUUCUAUUAACCAAUCACAAAAUGUUUCUUAUCAGUCGUCUUCACCAAAAGGCCAAGACCCUAUAAUAUCCUUAAAUUGAUUAAGGAAUUUAUUCACACAUUGCUUCAGGGUUGUUGGAAAACUUAACAACUCUGUUACACUGAAAUGAUCAGAAUGAUUAUCUUUUUUUAGAAAUUCUUCCUAUUUAUAAUUAAUUGGCUUUGUUCUGUAACUGCCUAAGUCACGCUUCCUUGUCUCUGAACUCAGUUCAGAAAUGUAGCUGGUCUGUAAUGAGUUAAGUCUGCAAGUUCAGUUCUCCUGCUAAUCACUGUUUUCUUGGCUCAAGAAAAUCUGUUAUCCUUGGGGGAUGCAGGUGGACACCAGGGACUCUGGUCCACUAUCUUUAACCUUGCAGAUGGACUCAAAAAACAAACAUUUCUUACUGGGGGGUGAGAGGAGGCGGAGGUCAUUGCUAGCCUUCAUUCCCAAUUUCCAACUAAUAAUAUUGUUCCCCGUGUCUCAUCUUUGUAACCAAUCAUGUUGAUUGGUAUUUAGCUCUUAUGACCAAUUGCAACAUGUCCCCACCUAGGAAAUUCUGUUCUUUGUUCUGUACUGCCCUAAACUAUAAAUAAAGCUGCUCCCCUCAUUUGUACUCUUAGUUUUGCUUGGGAAGCUUGGAUCCUACUUAUUGGUAAAUUCAUACUUUAACUAAUAAAUUGAUUAUGCUCAGAA